AUGCUGGAAGAAAGAGAGGAAGAGGAAGCAAACGACUCGUCAGUGUCAUUUUCUGCUCUUCUCAAGGACGGUGCCAAUGUUCUGGAUUUCAUGGAGAGAUUAAAGAAUGAAGAAGAUCAAAAGGCUGUUGGUGUGGAUCUAAUUGAAAAGCUGACAUUUAUUUGUACAUAUGUCCAGCUUUCUUAUUCCGAUUUGGAGCAGUUUGAAAAUAUAAUGACUAGAAAAAUACAAGAGGUUGAGAAUCUGCUUCAACAAAUUUUAGAUGAUGAUGGCAAAGACGUCGGGUGUAAAUAUGUCCUUACUAGCCUCGCCGGUAAUAUGGAUGACUGUAUCAGCUUGUAUCAUCGUUCUAAAUCAGAUGCCCCCAUGAUGGAUAAGCAAUUGGACUUACUCCUCUUUAAUCUCUAUCAUCUAUCCAAGCAUCGUGCUGAAAAGAUGUUUCCUCGAGUGCCUCAAUAUGAGGUUCUUCAGAAUGUAUGUGGCAACAUCAGAGAUUUCCAUAGGUUGAUAGUGAAUGGUUGCAUUAAACAUGAGAUGGUUGAGAAUGUCUUACCUCUGUUUCAACUGAUGGCUGAGAGAGUAGGACACUUCCUUUGGGAGGAUCAGACUGAUGAAAAUGCUCAACUCUCCAAGCGAGAUGAGAAUGGUAGAGACUCUCGACUCUUCAAGCUAGCACAUCUACUCUUGAACAUUGUUCCAACUGAACUGGAGGACUUUAUUCAUCAUGACAAAUUAUUUGAUCUUUUGGCAUAUGUUGGAGCACUUAUCAAGGAGGUAUCAACUCUUGUUCACGACUUAGAAGAGAAAUUAAGGAAUAAAGAGAGUACCGAUGAGACAAAUCGUGCAACCCUAAAGUUGCUGGAAAAUAUUGAACUCCUCAAGGAAGAUCUCAAACAUGUUUAUCUGAAAGUACCGGAUUCAUCUCAUCGUUGCUUCCCAAUAAGUGAUGGACCUCUCUUCAUGCAUCUGCUACAGCGACACUUAGAUUAUUUGCUGGAUUCCAAUGCUUAUUCAAUAGCUUUGAUAAAGGAAGAAAUUGGGCUGGUGAAACAAGACCUAGAAUCAAUAAGAUAUUUUUUCGUGAAUAUUGAGCAAGAAUGGUAUAAAGAUAUCUGGGCACGAGUUUUAAAUGUGGCAUAUGAGGCAAAAAAUGUCAUUGAUUCAAUUAUUGUUCGAGAUAAUGGUCUCUUACAUCUUAUUUUCUCACUUCCCAUUACCAUAAAUAAGAUCAAUCUUAUCAAAGAAGAGGUCUCUGAUUUACAUGAGAAGAUUCCCAAGAAUAUGAGCCUCAUUGUUGUAAACACCCCCAGGCCAGUUGAAAGCAAGUCAUUGACAACUGAUAAAAUAAUUGUAGGUUUUGAGGAGGAGACAAACUUGAUACUUAGAAAGCUCACCAGUGGACCGGCAGAUCUAGAUGUCAUUUCGAUCACUGGUAUGCCGGGUUCAGGUAAAACUACUUUGGCGUACAAUGUAUACAAUAAUAAAUCAGUUUCUAGCCAUUUCGACCUUCGUGCAUGGUGCACGCUCGACCAAGGAUAUGACGAGAAGAAGUUGUUGGAUAAAAUUUUCAAUCAAGUUAGUGACUCGGAUUCAAAAUUGAGUGAGAAUAUUGAUGUUGCUGAUAAGCUACGGAAACAACUGUUCGAUUGCUAA
This is a messenger RNA of Solanum tuberosum (potato), 1653 nucleotides long. Its product is annotated as putative late blight resistance protein homolog R1B-17. Gene Ontology annotation, molecular function: ADP binding. NCBI's taxonomy places the organism in Eukaryota, Viridiplantae, Streptophyta, Magnoliopsida, Solanales, Solanaceae. The record is from RefSeq and is a predicted model, not a curated record. The transcript is spliced from 3 exons. The coding region runs from base 1 to 1653 and encodes 550 amino acids.